UUCCCCGCCACCGACUCAGCCACCUCCUCCCCCGGGAGCGGAAGUGGAGACCCUCCUCUGCGCUUUGCGGCAACGCGUGACCGUCACGUGGGGCGGGGCUUCGGAGGCGAGCGAAGGGAGGGACAAAGGCCAGGAGCGUAUAGAACGCCACUCACACUUGGAGAAGAGAUAACGGGACGGAGGUGCAAGCCAAUCGCAAUCAGGCCUGUGGAGGCAGAGACUGGGGUGGAGACUUCGGAGACUGCAGUUCCAGGUCUCCAACCUGCCAGAUUUCAGACUAGAACUUAUACCAUCAGCUGUCCUGGUUCUCAGGCCUUUGGAUUCAGACUGAAACUACAUCGUUGGUUGUUCUGAGUCUCCGACUUGCCAGCCACAAAUCUUGGGACCUCCAUAAUUUUUUCGAAGAACAGGUGGAAGUGGCUAUGGAUAAUUCAUAUGAUUUCAAUCAACAAGGCUCAUGUAAUGGAAUUCCAUCUGAGAAGAAAAACAACUUCCUCGUGUCAGAAGAUCAUGGACAGAAAAUCUUAAGUAUACUACAGAAUUUUCGAGAACAAAAUGUCUUUUAUGAUUUCAAAAUAAUCAUGAAAGAUGAAAUAAUCCCAUGUCAUCGUUGUGUGUUAGCAGCAUGCAGUGACUUUUUCAGGGCUAUGUUUGAAGUAAACAUGAAAGAAAGAGAUGGUGGAAGUGUUACCAUUACUAAUUUGUCCUCCAAAGCAGUAAAAGCAUUUCUUGAUUAUGCCUAUACUGGAAAAACAAAGAUAACAGAUGAUAAUGUGGAAAUGUUCUUCCAGUUGUCAUCAUUUCUUCAAGUUUCCUUCCUAUCCAAAGCUUGCAGUGACUUUUUAAUAAAAAGUAUUAAUCUUGUCAAUUGUUUACAGUUAUUAUCUAUAUCAGAUAGCUAUGGCUCUGCCCGUUUGUUUGAUCAUGCUUUAUACUUUGUACAGCAUCACUUUUCUUUAUUAUUUAAAUCCAGUGAUUUCUUAGAGAUGAAUUUUGGAGUACUGCAAAAAUGUCUGGAAUCAGAUGAAUUAAAUGUUCCUGAAGAAGAAACUGUACUGAAAGUUGUCCUUAGUUGGACUAAACAUAACUUAGAAUCAAGGCAAAAGCAUCUGCCUUAUUUGAUUAAAAAAGUAAGAUUAUAUCAGUUAUCUGAGGAGACACUUCAAGGUUGUCUACUCAAUGAAGAGUGUUUACUCAAAAGCACAAACUGUUUUGACAUAAUCAUAGAUGCAAUUAAGUGUGUGCAAGGUUCUGGUGGACUUUUCCCUGAUGCUCGACCAUCCACAACUGAAAAAUACAUAUUUGUUCACAAAACUGAGGAAAAUGGAGAAGAUCAAUAUACAUUUUGCUAUAAUAUUAAAAGUGAUUCAUGGAAGAUACUGCCACAAUCACACCUGAUUGAUUUGCCAGGAUCUAGUCUGUCUAGUUAUGGGGAGAAAAUAUUCUUGACAGGCGGUUGCAAAGGGCCAUGUUGUAGAACAGUUCGGCUUCAUAUUGCAGAGUCAUAUCAUGAUGCCACUGAUCAAACCUGGUGCUACUGUCCGGUCAAAAAUGAUUUUUUCCUGGUAUCAACUAUGAAAACACCAAGAACCAUGCAUACAUCAGUUAUGGCUCUCAACAGAUUAUUUGUCAUAGGUGGAAAGACUAGAGGAUCCCAGGACAUUAGAAGUCUCUUGGAUGUUGAAUCUUACAACCCUCUUUCCAAAGAAUGGAUAUCUGUUAGCCCAUUACCCAGGGGCAUAUACUAUCCUGAAGCAAGUGCAUGCCAAAAUGUAAUUUAUGUUCUUGGAUCUGAGGUAGAGAUUACAGAUGCUUUUAACCCAUCACUUGAUUGCUUUUUUAAAUACAAUGCUACAACUGAUCAGUGGUCUGAACUAGUAGCAGAGUUUGGGCAGUUUUUUCAUGCAACACUAAUUAAAGCUGUCCCAGUAAACUGCACACUGUAUAUAUGUGACCUUUCCACUUAUAAGGUUUAUAGUUUUUGUCCAGAUACUUGUGUUUGGAAGGGUGAAGGGUCUUUUGAAUGUGCAGGCUUCAACGCAGGUGCAGUUGGAAUUGAAGAUAAAAUUUAUAUAUUAGGUGGUGAUUAUGCACCAGAUGAAAUCACAGAUGAAGUGCAGGUCUACCACAGCAGCAGGUCUGAGUGGGAAGAAGUUUCACCAAUGCCAAGAGCCUUAACUGAAUUUUACUGCCAGGUGAUUCAGUUUAAUAAAUACAGGGACCCAUGGUUUUCUAAUCAUUUCUAAAAAUAGUGUGUGAUUAGACAUUCUAAAACUAUUGCAGUUCUAGAAACCUGCAGUAAAUUUAUUAACCUUAAUUAUUGUUAAGACGGUCUUUACAGCUUAAUAACAUAAA
Messenger RNA from Balaenoptera ricei (Rice's whale), 2355 nucleotides. It is a transcript of the gene KBTBD3, whose product is annotated as kelch repeat and BTB domain containing 3. The transcript has 4 exons. Lineage: Eukaryota; Metazoa; Chordata; Mammalia; Artiodactyla; Balaenopteridae. Gene Ontology annotation, molecular function: protein binding. Bases 423 to 2246 code for a protein of 607 amino acids. The record is from RefSeq and is a predicted model, not a curated record.